Molecule: messenger RNA, 6493 nt
Organism: Egretta garzetta (little egret)
Lineage: Eukaryota; Metazoa; Chordata; Aves; Pelecaniformes; Ardeidae
Gene: SNX19
Product: sorting nexin 19
Exons: 11
Coding region: 91-2331 (746 amino acids)
Cellular component (GO): early endosome membrane; intracellular membrane-bounded organelle
Molecular function (GO): phosphatidylinositol binding
Source: RefSeq, a predicted model, not a curated record
CUGUGGCGGGAGUACAGCCGGCUGGCAGGGCCGCACCCUGCCCUCUGCAGCCCGACAGCUGAGGUGGGCUAUGCCCGGGCUGCUGUGGAGAUGCUGCUGAGGGUCCUGGUGCCCCAGCCCCACCUGGAGAUGAGGACAGGACGCUUUGUGGUAGUGGAGUUGGUCGCCUGCAACGUGCUGCUGCCAGCCAUCAGGAAGAUGGCUGAUCCUGACUGGAUCAACCUGCUGCUCAUUGGGGCUUUCUCCAAGAAGCCCCGGGGUGAGGAGCCACCCCCUGCACCCCCAGUGCCUGACUUUUUGCCCUUCACGGUGCAGACGGACACUGCCCCGGCCGGGCUUCCCCCCUCCCCAAGGGCCAUGGAGGUGCCUGGGCGAGAGGGAGGGGCUGCUGGUGAGGAGGGAGAGGACAUGGCAAGCGGGCUGUGCCACACAGAGGAGCCCUUCCUCCGCCCACGAGUUCUGGGCUCCCUCUUCCCCUGCGAGGGCUUGGAGCUGGAGUCCCCUGCGCCCGAUGCGGGCCAGGACACAGACCUGCUGGCACCAUCACCCGCAGGGGAGUUCCUCGAUGAACCCCUUCAGGAUGCAUCUGCUGUGCUGGAGGGACUGGCCACUUCUGAGGAUGGCAUGGGGGACCUGGAGGAGGGCAUUGCCACCAGCUUGGAUGCUGGCAUGCCUCCCACCUCUGCUUUUGCGCUGAGCUCCUGCCCUGACAUCCAGAUUGACCCGGCAGUUGAGAAAGAAGAAGAAAGCCUGGCUGUCCUCAAAAAGUCCUCUUCACAGAGGCCCUCCAGCUUGGGGAAAGAUCUGGGAGCAGCAGAGGGCCCACCACAAAGCCCCCCAGACCCGGGGCAGGCACUGCCCCUGCUCUCAUCCUCCCCAACAACUUCCAUCAGCACCUUCAGCUUUGAGCCCCUCAGCAGCCCCGAUGGGCCGGUUGUCAUCCAGAACCUGCGGAUAACUGGGACCAUCACUGCCCGAGAGCACAGUGGGACUGGUUUCCACCCCUACACCCUCUACACCGUCAAGUAUGAGACAGCCCUGGAGAGUGAGAGCGCAGGCAGCCUUCAGCAAAUGGCUUACCACACCGUGAACCGCCGUUACCGGGAGUUCCUCAACCUCCAGACCAGACUGGAGGAGAAACCGGAGCUCCGCAAGUUCCUGAAAAAUAUCAAAGGCCCCAAGAAACUGUUCCCUGAUCUCCCGUUUGGAAACAUGGACAGCGAUAAAGUGGAAGCCAGAAAAAGUCUGCUAGAGUCUUUCUUGAAGCAAUUGUGUGCAGUCCCCGAGAUUGCAAACAGUGAGGAGGUGCAGGAGUUCCUUGCCCUGAACACUGACGCCAGGAUCGCGUUCGUCAAGAAGCCCUUUGUUGUCUCCAGGAUAGACAAGAUCGUUGUCAAUGCCAUUGUGGACACCUUGAAGACGGCAUUCCCCAGGUCAGAGCCCCAGAGCCCCACGGAGGAUCUCAGCGAGUCUGAAGUGGAUGGGAAGUCUCAGACAGAUGGGAAGAAGGCUAACAAGUCUAGGCUGAGGUUCUCAUCCAGUAAAAUUGCUCCUGUGCUGAGUGUGAGUGAAGCACACAACAGGAUUGUGUACUCUAUCAGGGAGGGCAGCACUGUCUCGGGCACCCUGUCACUGGCUGCUAUGGAAUCCUUCAUCCAGAAGCAGGAGAAGCUGCUGGAAGCAGUCCCCAGCAAAGCUCCCGAAGGCGAGGGAGCUAAGGAAAGCACCGUGCAGGAGGAUAUGGAUGAGUUGGGCACAUCGGAGCAGAAGGCACAUCCGGACACAGACUCUGACUCUGAGACAGCUUUGGCUGACCUGGCCCUGGAUGUGCUUCGUCUGCUGCUGAUGGAUCACUGGAGCUGGCUGUGCACAGAGAACAUCCAGAAGGUCUUCCACCUGCUCUUUGGGACCCUCAUUCAGAGGUGGCUUGAAGUCCAGGUGGUUAACCUGACCUGCACCCAGCGUUGGGUCCAGUACCUCCAGUUGCUGCAGGAAUCCAUCUGGCCCGGAGGAGUUUUACCAGCAGUGCCUAAACCAGCCAGAACAGAGGAACAGAAGAAAGCAGCAGCAGAGCAGGCCCUGCAGAGCCUGAUGGGGAUCUUGCCUAAUGUGAUCCAAGAAAUCCUUGGAACCAGUAAAUGUCGGAUGAGCUGGAACCUGGUAUUGGAGUCCCUGGGCCAGCCUGUGAUAAACAGGCACCUGGUUUUCUGCCUCUUGGACAUUCUGCUGGAGUUCUUGGUUCUGAAGGGCUCCAGCAAUGAACUCGAGACCACAGCUGUCGCGCCACCCGGCUCUAGUGGCCUGGACAAAGCAGGCAUUUCAGCACAUUAACCAGGGCUGGUGUAGCCAGCAGUGAAGGAGAGCAGCAGCCACAGGCACGGGAUGAUUUGAUUUUCAGUGUUUACUGAACAUGUCUGGGAGCUUCUUGUAAAGAAUUUUUCCAGUCAGUGCUAAAUGAGGCUGCUUCCAGGCUUCUCUGUUUCAGCUGGGUGAUGGAUUAAACCCAGUGCCGGGGGCUGAAGAUGCUUUUCUGCCAUGUAGCAUCUGUUCCAUUGCUGACCUGAUGGAGAGCCUGGAAUGAAGAUGCCUGACUUCUGCUGAGCUGGACAGUCUGAGAAGGAUAUGCAGGCUGCCCACAAGCCCUGUUGUCUUGCCCCACAUUUCUGAACAUCUCUAACAUCUAAAGGCAACCAGCACACAAGAUUUUGCUUUUGUGGCCUCAGGCUCCACCUGACACUGGCAUGCAGAGACUUGAUGUGAUGGUAUCUUACUGAUUAGAUGUUUCUCCAGGACAGGUGAAGGGAGGACCACAUGUUGUCCCUGCUCUCUAAGCAGCCUGCCCUGUGCCUACGCUGCACCAUCCAUUUUACCAGAAGGAAGAUGGAGAGAGAAUGGAGCGUGGAGAUGUAGUGACGCUGGCUUCAGGGACCCAUCCCCACUGCCCAAAUAACUGGGAGGUCAAAAGCAGUGCAGAAAUCAAAGCUGCUGUCAUGCCUUAGGGACAGAGAUAAGCCGCCCCCCGCUCCCGCUGCUCUGACAUGGUCUUGUUGGGGCAUCUUUUGCUGCCUGAACAGUGGGAUGCAAGUAGGGUAGACUGUGGUCCUGGAAAAGAGAACUGUCACCAGGCUAAAGAAGAAUGGUAGCCUAGCUGGACUUUAGGAUUACUUUGUGUUUUGCCUGCUGAGUCACGUUUUACACCCCACCUGGAAGGCACAGGAGAAAAGGAGCCGACUGACGUGUGACAUACAACAAGUAAAUUGGCUCCUACACAAAAGUGCUUUUGACAGUAAGCUCUGGAAGAGGAGUGAGCACCCCUGAGCCCAGGAGGAAUACCGGAUGCAUGCCACGGACAGCCAGCCAGCAGGUUAGACCACAGCGAUGAGCUUGAGAGCACCACCUGAGCUCUGUUGUUGAGUGCUAUGUCACCGUGCUUUGGUUUACUAUGCCUGCUAUUGCAACAGCUGUGUGCAGAGGGCUCUAGAAGGCUUGUCAGGUCACGACGUCCAGUGCCACCCGGCACAGAACGGCAUGUUGAUUUGGCAGCUGCUUUUCCGGGUCAUCCAACAUUUGAGUGGUUUUGCAAGCUUAUGUUGCCCAGCUGUCAGGUUUGUGACAGGGCAGAUGGACAUGGAGAAUAUGGACACGGAGAAUAUGCGCCAACAGACCGGUUUGGUGACCUGUUUGGGUGUAUUUCCUGGGAGAAAUAUGAACUGACGGACGCUGGACUUGGCUGAUCAAGGCAAUACUGUUCCUGGCGUUCUCUACAGAUUAAAGCGCUUAGGAGAGGAGACCUCGCAAGAGGGAAGUGUGCAGGAUCCCAGCUAGUUUCCACAUUACAGUACCAAACAGUGCAUUUCCUAUCACCUGCUGUUUCUUGGAGUUGGAUAUGCUGUGGCAUGUUUGGAGAGAAGGUCCUGUAACUCCAGCAUGCGUACUACUGGAAGCAUAUUUUGCUCUUUCCAGAGGCAGCUGCUUAAUAAUGGACACAUGGUGGUGUUUGCUUCUUUGUGUUUCUGUUGUGUGAGUGUGUGUAUGUUGCAUGAAAAUACAAGGACGGAUUAGUUUGCUGCCAGCAAGUGUAUUUUUAGGGAGCUCCAAGGGCACUGCAAAGUAGUUUUGCAUCGCUUAUCAGAGCCAUUUCUCGGCAGUGACACUUUUGAGAUGGUAGACUUGCCACCUGCUUGGAAAAGAAGGCAGCAUGUACACUACGUAGCUUAAGAGUCAGUUAGGCAAAGCGUUGGAGAAUGCUCCGUGUGGGAUAAUCCCAAAUGGCCAAGCAGCAGGUUGGGAAGCAGGACUCCCAUGUAUCCUCAAGCACAAUACUUGCUCAGAGCAGCCGCUUUGGCCUCUCCUUCACUGCCAGGCUCCUAUUUCCCUUCUUUUUCCUACUACUUCCAUUUAUUACAUCAGCUCUCUUGAGGAGUGGGAGAAGGCAGUAGGAGGAGGAGCCAUCAGCCCAGGAUGAUGUGUCAUAGCCCUGUUGUGCUGGGUGGCUUCCCAGAUGCUCUUGGUGUGCUUGCUUGCUGUGGCUUCCUCAUUGAUGUUACGGCUUUGGAGCUCCAAGACUGUAAUCUGUCAUUGAUUAGGGAUAUCGGUAAAAGGCUGUUUGCUGGAAAGGAUGUCAAUAAGAGACUGUUUGCUGGAAAGGAUCGUUCAGAGAUGGACUGCAAACUGCGCACUCCCAGCUCCACGUGAGGGCAAAGGUCUAGCACAGUCAUUACAGGCACUGGAUGCGGUGUUGGAAGAACGAGGUUACGCUUCUCCUAGCAUACCUGCCUUUAACCCUGACCUUUGAUGUUUUGUGAAUGACUCAAUAUUUGUUUCACCUGAUGGAAAUAACUUGCCGUUUCUGCUGGCAGGCUCCCAGGAGCAUGGCUUGAGAGCCAGUGCUUCACUGGGGUGGUGUGACAACGAUUUGCGGUUGUACCAGACAGCUGCCUGGUCUGAGCAUCCCCUGCACCUCUCGUGCGGGGCCCUCGAAGCCUGCACUUUGCAGACUUGCUCACAUGGCAAAGUAGCAACAUCUCCUCUCUGUUUAAAUGGGAGGAGCUGGGGCAAAGAGAUGAAGUAGGUUUACUUGUGUGCGCUCUUAAGUCAGCGGCAGGGUCGGGAACAGACCCCAGGAGUCUGGAUUUGCAAGAUCUUUUCUUUUAAUCUCCAGAACCCGCUUUCUUUUCUUAAAGUGAGGAAAACAGAAACCAGGGUUGCCCGAGCCCUUUCUCAUGCUCUUACUGGCUAGGCUUCAAAAUCCCGUUCUCUCCUUCAUAGAUCUUAGCCCAUUCUCACAGCUGAGGUGAAGCUGCCCAGGAACAGCCUAGGAACAAGUAGCCCUUCUCUGUAUCUUGUUGUCAAGGAAUACAAAAUCCAAUCAAAAGUUCAGCUUUUUUCUAAUGCCAGUUCUUUGCCUCGCUGUAAUUUUUGGAUUAAAUCGAGCACGAUGGUGGCAAAGGCAAACUUCUGCAUUCAGGUGGGCUGAAAGUUUAUUUCCAUUGGACUAAGACUAGACAUACGGCUUUAGUAAAACAAGCAAGGCCAACAAAACCCCCCAACUUUAACUCGCUCUGUGUGUGUAAUAUUCCCAGAAAGCUCCCUUUUUCUGCAGGACUUCGUAUAGAAGGCUUCAGCCACCUCUUGCUAAAGGGAAGUGCUGAGAGCAGCCAGAUUGGAUCUUGAGAAAAAGGUGCAGGCUUCUGUCAUCGUAUCGGGUACAGAGCUGCACGCGGUUCAGGUGGGUGCUCAGCUCUCUGGGUCCUACUGGACGUACACGAUCUGCUUCCAGCCUGCGUGGCACUGAGGAAAGCAUUUCAUUUCCCCUGCCUCAGUUUCCCCCAGCACUCCUCGUUAGACUGCGAGCUCACUGGAAGCAGGGGCUUGGAACUCAGUGGUACAGAGCUUUGAAGCAGCACCGUAACCUAAAUAGUUGGGUUUGUGUUGAGCCAGAGCUGCUUUUUAGGUUGUUUUCAGGAAAAACGAGUGCCGCCACCGUGUAUGGGCUCCCUCUCGUGUUCCCUGUGGUCAAACCCCUGUACUGGCAGUCUGUGGGCGCAGCUGCUCAAGUCUGUGUAGAAGAGCACUGUCUUGAAAACCUAUUUUGUUGUUAAACGGGGAGCAAACGGCUGCUCCCGAGCACGUGUGACGUUCUGACUCUGUGUACAAUAAUACUCUGUUUCAAACCUGUUUCUGCGUUUGGGUUUAAAAUUCACCUUUGCCAAGAAACUGCCUGUAAGACGGCCCUUGGGAAGGGAAGAGCAAGCAGGGAAGAGGCAAGAAAGCCCAUGUGGGAGUGGGAAUUGGGAAGCAGGCAUCUCCCCGAGUGUCACGAAAUGCCUGGCUGGGGGAGUGCUGGUGGCAGUGGGUCUGGGAGAACGGUUUGCCCUCCUGGCACACGGUGGCAUUAGCGGGACUGCUCAGACAUGGGAAAGACCAAAGUCCUUAGGAGCUUGGUCAGAAAUGGGAACAGUUUUCCCAUCUCUGGUGGCAUCAGCAUGGCUUC